Nanorana parkeri is the source of this 1868-nucleotide messenger RNA. RefSeq names its product G protein subunit beta 1 (gene GNB1). The coding region runs from base 43 to 1065 and encodes 340 amino acids. Gene Ontology annotation, cellular component: cytoplasm; heterotrimeric G-protein complex. Gene Ontology annotation, biological process: G protein-coupled receptor signaling pathway. The record is from RefSeq and is a predicted model, not a curated record. Lineage: Eukaryota; Metazoa; Chordata; Amphibia; Anura; Dicroglossidae. Gene Ontology annotation, molecular function: signaling receptor complex adaptor activity; protein binding. The transcript is spliced from 10 exons.
UUGAGUGUUGGUGGUAGAGAAGCUUCAUUUUAGUGAAGAAAAAUGAGUGAACUCGAUCAGCUACGCCAGGAGGCCGAGCAACUCAAGAACCAAAUCAGAGAUGCCAGGAAAGCAUGUGCAGAUGCCACUCUGGCUCAGAUCACAGCCAACAUUGAUCCAGUAGGUCGAAUUCAGAUGCGCACUAGACGUACCCUGAGGGGACACCUUGCUAAAAUCUAUGCUAUGCACUGGGGCACAGAUUCCAGGCUGCUAGUUAGUGCCUCCCAGGAUGGCAAGCUUAUCAUCUGGGACAGCUAUACCACAAACAAGGUUCAUGCAAUUCCCCUGCGCUCUUCUUGGGUGAUGACCUGUGCAUAUGCCCCAUCUGGAAACUAUGUGGCCUGUGGUGGUCUUGAUAACAUUUGUUCAAUUUACAACCUGAAAACUCGUGAAGGAAAUGUGCGGGUGAGCCGUGAGUUGGCUGGGCACACAGGCUAUCUGUCCUGCUGUCGCUUCCUGGAUGAUAACCAAAUUAUUACCAGUUCUGGAGAUACCACUUGCGCUCUGUGGGACAUUGAAACUGGUCAGCAGACAACCACCUUCACUGGACACACUGGGGAUGUCAUGAGUCUGUCCCUUGCUCCAGAUUCCCGGUGCUUUGUGUCUGGGGCCUGCGAUGCCUCAGCCAAACUUUGGGACAUUCGAGAAGGAAUGUGCCGACAGACUUUCACCGGACACGAGUCUGACAUAAAUGCUAUCUGUUUCUUCCCCAACGGUAAUGCUUUUGCCACUGGCUCAGAUGAUGCCACUUGCAGGCUUUUUGACCUCCGUGCAGACCAGGAGCUUAUGGUCUAUUCUCAUGACAACAUCAUCUGUGGCAUCACUUCAGUAGCAUUCUCCAAGAGUGGACGCCUCCUCCUAGCCGGAUAUGACGAUUUUAACUGCAAUGUCUGGGACACACUUAAGGCUGACAGAGCAGGUGUCCUUGCUGGUCAUGAUAACCGUGUAAGUUGCUUGGGAGUGACAGAUGAUGGGAUGGCUGUGGCGACAGGGUCAUGGGACAGCUUCCUCAAGAUCUGGAACUAAAGUAUAUACCCAGCGGACUUCUCCAUGACUGGAAGAGCAUUCCAACCUUCGAAAUUUUAAAUCAUAGCAUAUCCGAUCCAACCAUACUAACGUGGACACCCACUAUCCCUACUCCCAUACAUCAAAGGGCAGAAACUCUCCUCUCAUUAUUUUUUUUCUGAAACCAAGAGCACAAUUAUUUGCUAUAGGAAGAAUUGUUUUGUGGUUCUGAAACCAAGAUUGUGCAUUCCUUUUGGGACCAUUUUUUUUCCUCCUCCCUAUUUCUUCAACCCUUUCUUCACCUUCAUUUGUCUUGAAAUAAUGAUACAAAACACUAUGCGCAGUACAACAUAACCGAGAAGUAGCUGUAUUGAUUCAUAAAGUCCAUUUCAUGAUUGUUAACCUGAAGGUUCUAGAACAGUGUGUCUGGUUUUGCUUUUUCUUUUUUCUUCUUCUUUGUAAGUUGGAUGUUUAUGGCAGUUGCUGUAAGAACUGCAGCAGUACCGGGAUUGUAAAAAAAUCAGAACAGUUAAAACUUUUUUGUUUUCUUUUGGUUUUUUUUUUCUCUGUACCCCCCUCUGGUCCAUUAAGUGAAGGUGGAAUGUGAUAGAGCUGUGUGUCAGGGCCUUUUUAAUUCUAUAAACUGUCCCUGUCUUGUCUUGUGAAUCUGUUGCAGAUACAGAACCGUGUGAACAUUAAAGAAGCGUAUUAGCCAUCCACGAGCCCUCCAUGUAAUGGUCAUCCUAUAGUACGAGGAAAAAAAGCUGACGCCUUACUAGGUUGCUCCAGUAAUUGCGUUACUUUUGAGCACCGACUGCUCGGGG